This is a messenger RNA of Drechmeria coniospora, 2094 nucleotides long. RefSeq names its product CCCH zinc finger and RRM domain-containing protein. Bases 1 to 2094 code for a protein of 697 amino acids. Lineage: Eukaryota; Fungi; Ascomycota; Sordariomycetes; Hypocreales; Ophiocordycipitaceae. Gene Ontology annotation, molecular function: metal ion binding; RNA binding. The record is from RefSeq and is a predicted model, not a curated record. Gene Ontology annotation, biological process: mRNA processing. The transcript is spliced from 5 exons. Gene Ontology annotation, cellular component: nucleus.
AUGCUUUUCGAGGAGGAGCAUGCGUCGUUGUUGAAGGCGUGGGUGGUCAAGCGAAUCGAAAAUACAUCCGACGCCGACUCAGAUGUUCUCGCCGACUACGUCAUCGCGCUGCUGAAGCACGAUGGCUCGCAGGAGGAUGUUCGCAGGCUCUGCGAGCAAGAGAUUCCCGAUUUCCUGACAGAAGAGCCGAAAGCCUUUCUCGACGAUGUCUUCCAGGCGCUCAAUUUCAAGUCCUACUUGCCCGGGGGGGCACAACCGCCGGCGAAGCAGCCCGCCGACGCGACCCAUAUGCAGCCUGCCAUAGCCAACGCGUCAGCGCAAGGCAGAUCACGGAAGCGCGCUCUCGACGACCAGCCCGAAUUUUCCACCGCAAACGAGUGGGCUUAUGAGCAAGGCAACAGCCACCGACAGUACAAGCAGGCCAGACGCGGCGGAGGUCGAGGCAUGGAUCGCGGCUACCCGGCCGCCGCCGCCAUGCCACAGUUUGACCUCAAUAACCCGAUGGAGACAAUUAUGCAAAUGCAAGCGAUGGGAAUCCCUUUUCCGCCGAUGCCUGGUUUUCCUCCGCAGGACUCUACCGGCCGGAAUCAGCGCAACCAACCCCGGCGCCGAGGAAGAUGUCGAGAUUUCGAUGCCAAGGGAUACUGUUCUCGGGGAAACACAUGCAUGUACGACCAUGGUAAAGAACUUGGCAACAUGUCCUUCUCGGCACAAAAAGGCGAAGAGUACGACCCCAAUGAUCCUGCCAUUCGAAUGCCGAUGGAUCCAAACCAGUCGACCUUCUUUCCCUUCCCACCCACUGCGAACCGCGGCGGGCGGGGAGGGUCCCGAGGCCGAGGUAACGGCCAUCGCGAGGGCCGCAAAGGUGGCGCCAGAGCUCCGUUUUCCGCUGCCGGACCAGUCCAUGAUCGCACGAAGAGCACGAUUGUAGUGGAGAACAUACCCGAGGAAAGCUUCAGCGAGGAGAAAGUCCGCGACUUCUUUUCCCAGUUUGGCAACAUCACAGAGGUUACGAUGCAGCCGUACAAGCACCUGGCCAUCGUCAAGUACGAUGCAUGGGCCGCCGCGAAUGACGCUUAUCGCUCACCCAAGGUCAUAUUUGAUAACCGAUUUGUGAAGAUUUUCUGGCACAAGGACGAGAAAGUCCCAAAUACGGCGCGGAAUGAAACCGAAGGCUUCGCAUCCAACGGAAACCCUGGAUCGGAAGCGGCGGAAGCGGAGCCUGAGGUGAACAUGGAAGAUUUCCAGAAGAAACAAGAAGAGGCGCAAAAGCUCCACCUAGAACGAGAGGCCAAGAAGGGCGAGCUGGAACGGAAACGGCAGGAGAUUGAGCAGCAACAAAAAGCCUUGCUGGCCAAGCACAAUGAAGAGACGGAGCGAUUGCGGGCCCGAUUAUCGAAGAGGGAUGGUGACGGUGACGAUAGCGCCGGAGCGUCGAGCACCGAUGCGCUUCGGGCCCAGGUGGCCGCGCUCGAGCAGGAGGCCAAGAUUCUGGGCAUCGAUCCAAACGCAGCAGCAGAGGAUGCUGGCGCGACCCAUCUACGAGGUGGCUUCCGGGGUGGAAGAGGUUACCGCGGCCGAGGUGCAUACCCUCCCCGGGGUCGCGGCUCGUUCCGAGGUCAGGGGGCCCGUCAUGCCGCCUACGCCCAGUUUUCCAUCGACAACCGGCCGAGAAAGCUUGCCGUGAAGGGCGCCGACUUUACAUCGGCAGACAAGGACGAGACGCUGCGCCGUUUCCUCUUGAACCUGGGCGAGUUCGAGUCUGUGGAGACGAGUCCUUCGGUCACGCAUGUGUCUUUCCGGGAUCGCAAGUCGGCGGAGAAGUUCUACUUUAGCCUGAACGGCCAGGAGCUGCAGGGCGUCGAGGGCAAACUCGAGCUGACGUGGGUGAGCACGCCCUUGCCGCCGGUGUCUGUGGAACAACAACCGGGGCGGGCGACGGCCACAACUACAACGGAGGACGCCAUGGCUGAAGUCGAGAUCAACAACACCACAUCCCACGAGGACUCAGCGCAGGUGGAAGUGCCGGAUCGCCAUGCGGAUAUGGAUUACGAGGUUGGCGACGAUGAUGCCUGGGGCGACAACAUACACUGA